UGAGGAGAUGGACAGUUUACCUUAACCUUAUAAACAAUAUAUUUCAGAGUUAAAAGUUUAACCAUGGACCCCCGUACCAGUGCCCAGGACGUGAUGCGAUGUGACCUGUGUGAGACUGCUGUCGUACAGAUGCACUGUGAUACAUGUCUUGUCAACCUGUGCACAGCUUGUGUAGGAAAACACAUGUUAUCGGAUGAAUCCAACGAUCACAAAGUUGUCAAAUUUCUCGCCAAGAAAUCUAACACCCUUUAUCCUAGAUGUACCACUCAUUUCAAAGAACGAUGUAAAAUGAACUGUAAACAAUGUGGCAUUCCUGUUUGUACGAAAUGUCUAGCAUCUGAUCAACACCUUGGUCAUAAGUUAUCAGAGAUCUUAGAUAUUGUGGAUGAAAAAAAGAACACAAUUAUCAAGGAUCAAACUGAAUUAAAGAAGAAAAUCUAUCCCACCUACCAGGACAUUGCCUCUGAUGUACAAAACAGAAUGAAUCAGUUACAAAAGCAAUAUGGAGAUCUAUCAACAGCCAUAACAAAACAUGGAGAGGACUGGCACAGAGAAAUUGACAAACUUGUCCAGAAACUUAAAGCUGAAGUUAAUGAAAUGAAAAACAAACAGUUAAAAACGCUACAGAAACACCUGGAUGAAAUAAACAAGACAAUGUCUGACAUCAAGGAUGAAAUUGAUUCAGUUGAAAUAGCUAUAAACACCAAUGACUUGUCAAAACUGUUUAGAGUCACUUCCAAUGUAAAUAUAUACAGACAACUUCCACAAAAAUCAGCACCAACUUUACCAAAAUUCAUUCCAGAAGAAUUUCAAGUAGAAAAAAUCAAGCAACUGUUUGGAACGAUAUUUUUAAGUUCUUUCAGUUCAGAUAAAUAUGGUUACAGCAUGAAAACAACACAGAAAUCACCAGAAACUGGAUCCUCCCCUCAAUUCAAACAGCUGCUUGAUGAAGCAGAGACUGUCACCACCAUAGACACUGGGUAUAGAGUACUUUUCAGUGUAUCCUGUCUGAGUGAUGAAAAAAUCUGGACAAGAGGAGAUGAUAAAACCAUGAAACUCUUCAGCAUCAAUCAGGGAUCACUACUCAAGUCAAUCACUGCCAAGUCAGGGAACAUGCCAUCUAACAUAGCAGUGACAAGAAGUGGAGAUCUGGUUUAUACUGACAGUUAUGAUAGAACUGUGAACAUUUUAAUGAACGACAGGAUAGAGGAGAUGAUCAGACUACAGAACUGGAAUCCUUGCGGUGUCUGUAGUACCUCCUCUGGUGACCUCCUGGUUACCAUGAUCAGUGAUGAUUUCAAACAAACAAGAGUUGUCCGUUACUCUGGCUCCACAGAGAAACAAACCAUUCAGUUUAAUGAUAAAGGUAAACCUCUCUAUUCAUCCGGUGGUUAUAUCAGAUACUACAUAACAGAGAACAGGAACCUGGAUAUCUGUGUAUCUGACAGUGGAGCUAGAGCAGUAGUGGUGGUCAAUCAGGCCGGGAAACUUAGAUUCAGGUACACUGGACUUAAUCCUGCUCCAAGAAACAAACCACUCCGUCCACAAGGAAUCACUACAGACAGUCAGAGUCACAUCCUUACAGCUGAUUAUAACAAUGAGUGUGUCCACAUCAUAGACCAGGAUGGACAGUUCCUCAGUUACAUAGACUGUGUACUUAGUAACCCUGAGGGAAUUUGUACUGAUACGAAUGACAGUCUGUUUGUUGCUCAAUGUAGAAACAGACGAAUCAAGAAAAUCAAAUUCAUGUAUAUAGGCUGUGGUGGUCAUAGGAUCAGUUUACCUGGUACAAAAAAGUCAGGAUCAACUUACCUGGUACAAACAGAAUCUGAUCUCUGUUGUAGAAAUGUAGGAUCAGCUUACCUGGUACAAACAGAAUCUGGUGUCUGUUAUAGAUAUGUAGGAUCAGCUUACCUCGUACAAACGGAAUCUAAUCUCUAUUAUAGAUGUAGGAUCAGUUUACCUGAACACAUAACAACAGGGACUUUACUGGCAGCCAUUACAGACUUAAACGUCAGAGUCAAAAGCAUAACCAUGGACCCCCGUACCAGUGCCCAGGACGUGAUGCGAUGUGACCUGUGUGAGACUGCUGUGGUACAGAUGCACUGUGAUACAUGUCUUGUCAACUUGUGUAAGGCCUGCGUGGGAGAACACAUCUCAACAGGGGAAUCCAAGGAUCACAGAGUCGUUAAAUUUCAGGACAGGAAAUCUACUCCCCUCUACCCUGAAUGUAAAUCUCAUAGCAAAGAACGAUGCACAAUGUACUGUAAACAAUGUGACAUUCCUGUUUGUACAAAGUGUCUGGCAUCUGAUCUACAUCUGGGUCAUAAAUUAUCAGAAAUCUUAAAGAUCGUGGAUGAUAAAAAGAGCAAAUUCAUCAAAGAUAAAACUGAAUUAAAGGAGGAGAUAUAUCCCACAUACCAGGACAUUGCCUCUGAUGUACAAAACAGAAUGAGUCAGUUAAAAAUGGAAUAUGGAGAUCUCUCAACAGCCAUAACAAAACAUGGAGAGGACUGGCACAGAGAAAUUGACAAACUUGUCAGGAAACUAAAAGCUGAAGUCGAUGAGAUGAAAAACACACAGUUACAAACUCUACAGAAACAUCUGGAUAAAAUAAAAAAGACAAUGUCUGACAUCAAGGAUGAAAUAGAUUCAGUUGAAAUAACUAUAAACACUAAUCAUUUGUCAAAACUAUUUAAAGUCACUUCAAAUGUAAAUAAAUACAGAAGCCUUCCACAAAAACUAGUACCAACUUUAUCCAAAUUCAUUCCAGAAAAAAUUCAAGGAGGAAAACUCAGUAAAUUGUUUGGAACAUUAUCAUCAGGUUCUUUGACUUCAGAUAAACAUGGAUACAGAAUGAAGACGACACAGAAAUCACCAGAAGCUGGAUCCUCUCCUCCAGUCAAACAGCUGCUUGAUGAACCAGAGACUGUCACCACCAUACACACCGGGUAUAAAUACCUUAUCAAUGUGGCCUGUCUAAGUGAUGAAGAAAUCUGGACGACAAGUGGAAAUGAAAGCACCAUGAAGCUCUUCAGCAUCAGUCAGGGAUAAAUAUUCAAGUCAAUCACAACCAAGUCAAAGAAAAGACCAAGAGACAUAGCAAAUACAAAAAGUGGAGACCUAGUUUAUACGGAUAACAUUGAUAGAACUGUGAACAUUGUGAAGAAUGAGAAGAUAGAGGAGGUGAUCAGACUACAGAACUGGAGACCUCACGGUGUCUGUAGUACCUCCUCUGGUGACCUCCUGGUGACCAUGAUCAGUAAUGAUAUCAAACAAGCAAAAGUUGUCCGUUACUCUGGCUCCACAGAGAAACAAACCAUUCAGUUUGAUGAUAAAGGUAAACCUCUCUAUUCAUCUGGUAGUUAUUACAGAUACAUAACUGAGAACAGGAACCUGGAUAUCUGUGUGUCUGACUGUGAAGCUAAAGCAGUAGUGGUGGUCAAUCAGGCCGGGAAACUGAGAUUCAGGUACACUGGAUAUACUCCUGCUCCAAAGAAUAGACCUUUCAAUCCACGAGGAAUCACCACAAACAAUCAGAGUCAAAUCCUUACAGCUGAUUAUUGGAAUGAGUGUGUCCACAUCAUAGACGAGGAUGGACAGUUCCUCCGUUACAUAGAAUGUGGACUGAGUGAACCCUGGGGAUUGUGUGCAGAUACAAAUGACAAUCUAUUUGUUGCUCAAUGUGGAAAUAGACAAGUGAAGAAAAUCAAAUACAUGUGUUGAUAUAAGGGCUGUGUAUUGAUCACAUAAAACCUAUGCAUGACACAGUCCAAUAUAACUUAAAAGCCACUAUGCAGUAUAUCAAUGCUUUUUCAUUAGUUGUAUCAUGUGUAUGCGAAAAAAAAUUAUCAAAAUCUUAUCAUCAGAGAAAAUUUGUAGUUAACAUGGUUGUUAUAUGAUUAAAUU
Molecule: messenger RNA, 3909 nt
Organism: Saccostrea cuccullata (small rock oyster)
Lineage: Eukaryota; Metazoa; Mollusca; Bivalvia; Ostreida; Ostreidae
Exons: 7
Biological process (GO): protein polyubiquitination; proteasome-mediated ubiquitin-dependent protein catabolic process
Molecular function (GO): zinc ion binding; ubiquitin protein ligase activity; protein binding
Source: RefSeq, a predicted model, not a curated record